This is a messenger RNA of Cyprinodon variegatus (sheepshead minnow), 513 nucleotides long. It is a transcript of the gene rpl30, whose product is annotated as ribosomal protein L30. NCBI's taxonomy places the organism in Eukaryota, Metazoa, Chordata, Actinopteri, Cyprinodontiformes, Cyprinodontidae. The record is from RefSeq and is a predicted model, not a curated record. The coding region runs from base 134 to 484 and encodes 116 amino acids. Gene Ontology annotation, molecular function: structural constituent of ribosome; RNA binding. The transcript has 5 exons. Gene Ontology annotation, cellular component: cytosolic large ribosomal subunit.
AAAUCUGUCUUUGCACCAGCUGUUUGCGCACACCGAGCAGAAAAAACCAACGCAACAAAUACGCAACUUCCUUUUUCUCCGAGGCCAUAUUGGGGUGAUUUCACUGUUGGCCAGUUCGGACUAAACCGCAAACAUGGUGGCCGCUAAGAAGACGAAAAAGUCCAUGGAGUCCAUAAACUCUCGUCUCCAGCUGGUGAUGAAGAGUGGAAAAUACGUGCUGGGCUACAAGCAGUCCCAGAAGAUGAUCCGCCAGGGAAAAGCUAAGCUGGUCAUUCUGGCCAACAACUGCCCUGCUCUUAGGAAAUCUGAGAUCGAGUACUACGCCAUGCUGGCCAAGACCGGUGUUCACCACUACAGUGGAAACAACAUUGAGCUUGGCACAGCCUGUGGAAAGUACUACAGGGUGUGCACGCUGGCUAUCAUUGACCCCGGCGAUUCUGACAUCAUCAGGAGCAUGCCGGAUCAGCAGCAGCAGGCCCAGUAGAUCUGUUCCCCCACCCACAUUGUUAUAAA